Funneliformis geosporum is the source of this 1242-nucleotide messenger RNA. The record is from the annotation of a GenBank genome assembly. NCBI's taxonomy places the organism in Eukaryota, Fungi, Glomeromycota, Glomeromycetes, Glomerales, Glomeraceae.
AUGAUUACCAACAACAGAGUAGAUUUGAAAGCGGCCAAGAGUUUGCCGGAAUACGUGAUUUUCGAAUGUGCGCAUCUAAAAAUCUUGCCAUUGGAACAAUACUUUCCAGAAGAACAAGAACAUUCUCGUUGCCUUAACAAACCUCCAUUAGCUUUAGUUUUACGUAUUGUUACUAAUGAGAUUUGUAUAGUCUUGGCUGAAAAGAAACUAGAAAUUUCAUUCCCUUUAGAACAUCUUUGUAGGUUCGCAAUUAAUGAAAGGCGUGAUAUUGAAUUGGGACUGAAGAGGGAAUUUAGAAAAAUCUUUUAUGAAUACCCUCUUGGAAAACUUGAUUCUAGAAUUCAAAUUGCAAUGGACCCUUUAGGAGGAUUCCUGGACAAAAUCACCACCAUUGUUUUUAGCCCAUGGUGUUACGUCGAAGAUGAAAUGUAUUUAAGGUUAACUUGUGAAAUGAGAAAGCUAAGGUUUAAUAAGGAAGGCUCAAAGAAACAAACUACUAAUAUGCUUACUCGGUUUCAAGAACCAUCAAAUCAGCUACAACAUAAUGAGAAUGAAUUUGUCAACGUUAGUCGACGAAUUAAUCAAGAUAAAUCUUUCAGUCAGGAACAAGAGCAACCAAGUGUUGCGAGCGAACAUGUUCAUUCCUUUCGAAAAGAUUAUCCUUCUAGACUUACUGCCGUCAACAUACCCAAGGAAGUAGUUUCAGUUGGACCAGUGCGAUCACAUAACGAAUCAAUUUUUGAGAGGAACAACAAAACCAACUCAUCAAAUACAACGGAUUUACCGACAGCUAAUUCACCUAAAGCCAAAGUAUCAAAUAAAUGUCUCCUUGAUAUGAAUUGCCGGGAAUUAAUGAGUUUUUUAAAUAAUAAGCCCGAAGAAGAUGAUUCCAUAUCAAUUUCCAGGCAAAUUAACUACAAUGAGCCUUUUACUAAUAAACAAUACGAAAGUGAAAUUAAUUGUUCCGGCACAUUGUGCGUUGCAGAGCCUCAAUUAGAUAUUACUUGCGCAUUUCUCACUCGAUGUUACACGAUGGUAAUUCCCUACGAGACUUCACUUAAAGACUUGAUCAAUAUUAUUGAACAACAACAUAAUAUAAAAGUUAAUAUUAAUAACUUAUAUUUCAAGAAUGGCGCUGAUGAUAGAAUUAACCUUGUAGAUGAAGAAGAUUGGAUUGUGGCAAGAUUGGAGGCAAAGGAAGUUAUGAAUAAUAAGAUUGUUUUGUACUUUUCUCAUAGUUAG